AUGGAAAUUGGCAAUAUAACCACAGUCACUGCGUUUGUUCUCCUGGGAGUAUCCAACAACCCUCAGAUCCAGGCAGCGCUCUUUGUACUCUUCCUGGUGAUUUACCUCAUGAUCCUCAUGGAGAACCUGCUAUUGCUGCUGGUGAUCAGAGCCGAUUCCCACCUCCACACCCCCAUGUACUUCUUCCUGAGUCACCUCUCCUUCCUGGAUGCUCUCUAUUCCUCAGUCGUUGUGCCUAAACUGCUCGAGAACCUUCUUUCCAAGUGGAAGACUGUAUCCCUUCUUGAGUGUUUCACUCAGAUUACCCUGGUUUUAUUUUCUGGAGCCACUGAAGCUUGCCUCCUUUCAGUCAUGGCCUAUGACCGGUUCCAGGCUGUGUGCCACCCACUGUUGUACGUGGUGGUUAUGAACAGGAAGGUAUGUAUCGGCCUGGCGGUAGCAUCCUGGGCUAUAGGAAUGGGCAGCAGCCUAGUAAACACCCUUCUCCUGGCUCAACAGCUCUUCUGUGGCCCCAACGCCAUCAAUAGUUUUGUCUGCGAGCUUCCCCCAGUGCUCCUCUUGGCCUGUUCUGACACCUACGUUAGCAAUGCCACCAUCCUGACAACCGUGGUGGUCCUGGGCUGUGGCAACCUUGUCCUAUUGAUGAGUUCCUACACCCGUAUCAUUAUGACAGCGCUGGGCAUCAACUCUGCCGCGGGACGAAGCAAGAUCUUUUCUACUUGCUCCUCUCAUGUUUUUGUGGUCACCAUCUCUUUUGGUUCAGGAAUUUGCAGGUACAUGACUCCAGCAUCCGGCUCAGUCCUAGAGCAAGUGCUCUCUGUGCAGUAUAGCGUGGUGGCCCCUCUGUUAAACCCCCUCAUCUACAGUCUGAAGAACAGGGAGGUGAAGGCAGCUCUGAGGAGGCUGCUGGCCAGGAAGCCCAGGCUGACCUUCUAACCCAGGCUCCACUACCU
This is a messenger RNA of Pteronotus mesoamericanus, 953 nucleotides long. It is a transcript of the gene OR5BS1, whose product is annotated as olfactory receptor 8S1. Lineage: Eukaryota; Metazoa; Chordata; Mammalia; Chiroptera; Mormoopidae. The record is from RefSeq and is a predicted model, not a curated record. The transcript has 2 exons. Gene Ontology annotation, molecular function: odorant binding; olfactory receptor activity; G protein-coupled receptor activity. Gene Ontology annotation, biological process: G protein-coupled receptor signaling pathway. Bases 1 to 936 code for a protein of 311 amino acids. Gene Ontology annotation, cellular component: membrane.